AUGAUGAACUCGGGCAACUCGCUAUUGCUGCGUCUGUUCAAGUCGGAAUUCUUCAACGCCUGGAUCGCGGUCUCGUACCUCUUCAAAUACCCUGAUGCCGUCGGAAUCCAACACUACCUCUGCAACGAGCUCAAAAAGUUCCCCCUGGACGAAAUCGAGUUUUUCCUGCCCCAGCUCGUCCAUUUGCUGAUCAGCAGGCCGUCGGAAUCGGUCGCGCUCGAGAACUUCAUCUUGGACCGCUGCCAGAUCUCUUCUCAUAUGGCAAUCCUUACGCUAUGGUACUUGCAGGCAUACACCUCGGAUCUGGCCGCCUCUCCCAACACACCUUCGUUCAAGCUGUGCAAACGAGUCUUCAACAAAUGUCAGGCUAUCGUGUUUGCGACCGAGGCACCCGGAGAGUACGAAGAUAUUUUUGGUAAGAACGGUGUCCCAAAAGUCAAGGAGAAUGCACUUUCGGCGAUGGUCGGCAUGGGCGUCAUGUUGGCUGCCUUUGGUCAGCCAUUGAUGACCAAGAGCCCUGGUCAAUUGGCUCUUGCUCAGGGUCGCCGGCCCAGGGCCUUCAGUACCGCAGGAGACACUCUGGAAGAUGCUGUCGUAGGGGAGCCCUCAACGCAACAGCAUCAGCCACCACACCAGCACCAUCAGCCACCUCAGCCUGUUCAGCCUCAGCAGCCAGUACCUGUUAUCGAAACAAACCAUGUGUCUCCUCAGGAGAGUGGCCGGUCCACACCAGCGGGGAUCAACAUAACGCGACAUGAGGAUGGAGCAACUUCGCCCAUGUCACCUUCAGCAGAGCCCGGCUCACCCCACGCGACCAUCCCGGGAAUCAGUGUGUCGACUGCGCAAACCAUUCAACGGAACCAUGUCGUUACUUCGCCUUCGCUCGAAGAUCUUCGUGGAGGACAGGCCUUCAAGCACAAGCGGGACCGAUUCUCCAGUCCUCGUUACAGUCACGACACUGCUCCAUCGUCCCCCAUCAGCUUGAAGUUCUCGGAUCGUGGCUCUAUGGAUGGACAGUCCUCUGCAGCCUCGCUGGAGCUUGCCCGCCGCUCAUACUUCCAUUCGGAAAUGCAGUUCCUCUUGGCCCUUGUUGAUAUCGCAACCAGGCUCGUGAUUGUCCCCAAGCCUGCCCGCUUGAGUGCUCUUCGUGCAGAGCUCACAUUGUUGAACCAUAAUCUGCCAGCCGAGAUUUGUGUCCCGCUCUGGUGCCACGCCACACUCGAGAACCCAUCGCAUCACCGCGUCGUGCGUAUCCCACCUCAAGACGCCGUCGUCUUGAACUCUGCCGAUCGCGUACCUUAUUUGUUGCAAGUCGAGGUGCUGGAGACGGACAUGAGUGUCGAGGAGAUUCGCGCGCAACGCAGGGAUCUUGGCGACGAUGAGGAGGAGGAGGAUCACCGUAGCGCAUCUCGCACGCAAGGAGUGGAGUUGAACGAGAACGGCUCGAUUCAGUUGGAAGCCACCAUCGACACCAACGGCGGCAGUGCCGAGCCCUCGAGGGACGCGUCAGAGGCUUCUUCGACUACUGCAUCAGAGUCAAAAGACAAGGAGGAGAGCGAAGAGGCAUUAGUCGACACUAUUCCCAAUCCACCCGUUGGAUCUCUUGCCGAGCUCAGCAUUUCGCCUCCUGGAUCGCCUUUCCCUGCCAGUCCCGUGAUCACUGUGGACCCCUCAGGACGCAUGAGUAGCCCUACUCCCUCAUCACCUGGAAACCGCCCUGUGACCCAAUCUCGCUCGAACGAGGCUUAUUUGCAGACAGUGCUGAGGCGCCGCGCCUCCAACAGUGCCGACGAUUUUGCAGAGAAGAUGCGAACUGCUGCCGUUAUGUUGGCUCAACUGAGCCAACAGCAGGCUGCCCAACAGGCCGGUGCUGGUGCCAACGGAAACGCAAGAGUCAGCUCUCAAUCUCGCUCAAGCAUCAAGGCCAAGGCUACUUCAGUCGAGGACAUUCGCGCCAAGAUCAUCAAGGAGAUGAUGGCCCUGGAAGAGCAGAGGAUGCAGAGGAUGAAGCUUGAGGGUGUGAGCAGCGGUGUUGGCGGCGGUGGCGGUGAAGGUGCCGGCAGUGAAAUGCUGGAAGAUGAGCGCAAGGUCAUGGCCAACGUCACCACCGACGACCCAAGCGCGGCCGUGUUUGCUGAGGAUUGGGAUGCCAAGAUGAACCGUAUUCGUGCCACAUCGCCCUAUGGACAUUUGCCCUCAUGGCAACUUCUUUCGGUUAUUGUGAAGCAGGGCGCCGAUCUGCGUCAGGAGCAGCUGGCCUGCCAGCUGAUUCGCGAGAUGGGAUGGAUUUGGGAGCGCGCCAAGAUUGACGUCUGGAUCACCUACAUGCGUAUCUUGGUGACAUCGGACAACUCUGGAUUGAUCGAGACUGUUCGCAACACCAUCUCCAUCCACUCUAUCAAGAAGGAUGCCUAUGCCCGUCGCUUGAACGAAGUCGGCGUUGUCUUUACCCUCUACGACUACUUCCAGCAGAAAUUCGGUGACCCUGCCAGUGAAAAGUUUAUCAAGGCUCAGGACAACUUUAUGCGUUCGCUGGCGGCGUACUCUGUGAUCACAUAUGUCCUUCAGAUCCGCGAUCGUCACAACGGCAACAUUUUGUUGGACACGGAGGGUCAUAUUGUGCACAUUGAUUUCGGAUUCAUGUUGUCAAAUUCUCCUGGAUCGGUCGGUUUCGAAUUGGCACCAUUCAAGUUGCCUCAGGAAUACCUGGAUGUGCUUGGUGGAGUGAACAGCGAAAAGUUUGCAGAGUUCAAGGUGCUAUUGAAGAAGGCGUUUAUGGCGGUCCGGAAACACACUGAGAACAUUGUGUUGUUGAUCGACAUGAUGUCCAAGGACUCGAAGCUGCCCUGUUUCCAAUACGAGAACGCGGCGCAGGCGGUGCGGGACCGGUUGGCGCUCAACUUGACGGAGGUGCAGGCGGAGGAGUUUAUCGAGAAGCUGAUUAUGAGCAGUUGCUGUAAUGUCUUUACGAGACUUUAUGAUACCUUCCAGUACUAUUCAAACGGCAUUCUGUAG
Messenger RNA from Linnemannia hyalina, 3015 nucleotides. The record is from the annotation of a GenBank genome assembly. Lineage: Eukaryota; Fungi; Mortierellomycota; Mortierellomycetes; Mortierellales; Mortierellaceae.